Messenger RNA from Gadus morhua (Atlantic cod), 851 nucleotides. RefSeq names its product cardiac myosin light chain-1 (gene cmlc1). The transcript has a single exon. Gene Ontology annotation, molecular function: calcium ion binding. NCBI's taxonomy places the organism in Eukaryota, Metazoa, Chordata, Actinopteri, Gadiformes, Gadidae. Gene Ontology annotation, cellular component: myosin II complex. Bases 66 to 668 code for a protein of 200 amino acids. The record is from RefSeq and is a predicted model, not a curated record.
ACGCUUAGUGCCUCUCCCCCCCGUCUCUCACUAUCUUCCGCUCUGUCUCCAGUCCCUCCAGCACCAUGGCCCCCAAGAAAGUAGAGCCCAAGAAGGUGGAACCCAAGAAGGCCGAGGCCAAGAAGGAAGAGACCCCGGCCAAGCCGGCCGAGCCCGCCCCCCCGGCGCCGCCGGCGCCGUCCUGCGAGCUGGACCUGAAGAGCGUGGUGGUGGAGUUCUCCGCCGACCAGAUCGAGGAGUUCCGCGACGCCUUCACGCUGUUCGACGAGACGCCGGCGGGCGAGAUGAAGAUCCGCUACGCGCAGUGUGGCGACGUGAUGCGGGCGCUGGGCCACAACCCCACCAACUCCGAGGUGCUGAAGCUGCUGGGCAAGCCCAAGGCGGAGGAGAUGAACGCCAAGCUGCUGGACUUUGACACCUUCCUGCCCAUGCUGCAGCACAUCUCGCGCACCAAGGAGCAGGGCACCUUUGAGGACUUUGUGGAGGGCCUACGCGUGUUCGACAAGGAGGGCAACGGCACGGUGAUGGGCGCGGAGCUGAGGCACGUGCUGGCCACGCUGGGGGAGAAGCUGAGCGAGGACGAGGUGGACCGGCUGAUGCUGGGCCAGGAGGACUCCAACGGACACAUCAACUACACCGAGUUCGUCAAGCACGUGAUGGCCGGGUAGAGACGGAGGGGGGCGUAGUGAGGCUGAGAAGAGAAGGGUCUGGGUGUGUUGAAGGUUGUAGGGCAACCCCUCAAGGUCGUUUAGUGGUUAGCUGGGGGUCAUCAGCCAGCGCUACACACAGACAACAUGCCCGCACGCACACGCACACACACACACACACACACACCCACAAACACAUGCACA